This is a messenger RNA of Labrus bergylta (ballan wrasse), 3514 nucleotides long. RefSeq names its product calcium/calmodulin-dependent protein kinase kinase 1, alpha a (gene camkk1a). NCBI's taxonomy places the organism in Eukaryota, Metazoa, Chordata, Actinopteri, Labriformes, Labridae. Gene Ontology annotation, cellular component: cytoplasm. Gene Ontology annotation, biological process: positive regulation of protein kinase activity; intracellular signal transduction; protein phosphorylation. Gene Ontology annotation, molecular function: ATP binding; calmodulin binding; calcium/calmodulin-dependent protein kinase activity. The record is from RefSeq and is a predicted model, not a curated record.
AUGUAGCUCCUGAAAAUGUUCAACGUGUUUACAUUUUGAAACGGGCUAUACUCCCUGCAUGUGUCGUGAUGUAACGGAAGUUAAGACACUGCAGGAUAUGUAGGUGAGCUGAACCAUGGCACACAUUUGCUCCUGCUGCAGGAACAGGGCGGAUCUUAGGACCCGUGGCUUCAUGUCUUGUAGAAUAAUAAAAGUUGGGGUUAACCGUGUGCUGCCGACGCUUCACAAAGCAGCCAGCAAAGUGUGUGUGAGGCAGCGGUGCAACAACAGCCGGCUGAUUUGCAGGCUGUGUGUGCAUUAAGCCACUGUGUGUGUGCGUGUGCGCGCGCGCUCUGACGGGCUGGUCCGUCCGUGUUUUCCGGAAGAGAAGGUGUGAAACAUGGGACACAUCUGAGGUCAGCAGCUGCCCGCCACACAUGAAGCUUAGCGGCUCGUCUGUGCCUUGACGCCCUCCUGAUUGUAUGCGUGUUCAUAAUCUGCGGUGGACGGAAUCACGCAGGCUCCGUGCGUCCAAACGGGACGCCUUUGGACCCCUUUAACAGGAACGCUUUAAAGGGGCUCGAACACACCCGAGCUGCAAUUUGGCUCUGGUGGGACCCUGAACGUGGCGGCCACAGGCUGGCCCAGGUCACGUUGAUGCUGCUGGGCGCUGUCCAGUACUCUUCCAUCCACCUGCUCCGGCUCCUCCCACUUCCACACCGGCCAUGGCCAUGAGCGGUGACCAUGUCUGUGAGAGGCUGGGCCCAGACCCAGACUCACAGACCAGCAGUCUCACAGACACACUGGCAGCCAUGACGACCAAGGACUCGGACGGCUCGGCUACAAACGGCGUUAAGAAUGGCGGGGGUCAAAGGGACGGGGUUCCGAGCAGGAGGACUCAUCCACUACGGCCCCACCUGACUGGGAGAAAGUUGUCUCUGCAGGAGAAAGGCACUUACAUGUCAGGCUCUGGAGGAGGGUACCCACACACCUCCCCUCGUGUGGCCCGCAGACCCACUGUGGAGUCUAAACGUGUGUCCAUCUCAGACGCUCAGGACUGUAUCCAGUUGAACCAGUACAAGCUGAAGAGCGAGAUUGGAAAGGGCUCCUAUGGUGUGGUCAAACUCGCCUACAACGAGGACGAUGACAAACAUUACGCCAUGAAGGUGGUGUCCAAGAAGAAGCUGAUGAAGCAGUGUGGUUUUCCACGUCGCCCACCACCGAGAGGACCCAAAGCAGCACAGGGAGAGCAGCCGAAGAUCCUCGGACCCCUGGAGAGGGUUUAUCAAGAGAUCGCGAUCCUUAAGAAACUGGACCAUGUCAACAUUGUUAAGCUGGUGGAGGUGCUGGAUGAUCCUGCAGAGGACAACCUCCACAUGGUUUUUGAGCUUAUGCGUAAAGGCCCGGUGAUGGAAGUGCCCACAGACAGUCCUCUGUCGGAGGAGCAGGCCAGGUUGUACUUCAGAGACGUCAUCCUUGGCAUAGAGUACUUGCACUACCAGAAGAUCGUCCACAGGGACAUCAAACCUUCGAACUUGUUACUGGGGGACGAUGGUCAUGUGAAAAUAGCAGACUUCGGGGUCAGCAACCAGUUUGAGGGCAACGAUGCGCUGCUGUCCGGCACUGCUGGCACUCCUGCCUUUAUGGCACCAGAGACGCUGUCAGACACACGGAAGAGCUUCAGUGGGAAGGCACUGGACGUGUGGGCCAUGGGAGUUACUCUCUACUGCUUCGUCUUUGGGAAGUGCCCGUUUAUUGAUGAGUACAUACUGGCUUUGCACAAUAAGAUAAGGACCAAGCUUGUGGAUUUCCCAGAAACGCCUAAUGCCAGUGAGGAGCUGCGGACUCUUAUCUUACGGAUGCUCGACAAGAACCCGGACAACCGGAUCACCAUCCCUGAGAUCAAGAUGGACCAGUGGGUGACCCAGGGGGGCACAGACCCCCUGCCUCUGGAGGACGAGCACUGCUCUGUGGUGGAGGUGACGGAGGAGGACAUCCAGAACUCAGUCAAGUUUGUCCCCAGCCUCUCUGCAGUGAUCUUGGUCAGAGCCAUGCUGAGGAAGCGCUCCUUCAGUAACCCCUUUGAGUGUCCGAGCAGGAGGGAGGAGAGGUCCAUGUCUGCGCCCGGCAGCCUGCUCAUGGAUGCAUGGCCUUUCCGGCCUUCUUUAAAACUUCACCCCUCACUCAGAAAGAGCAGCACAGGAGACGGACCACGAGAAGGAGAGCUGGAGGACCUGCAUGAAGACGAGCCCUCCUCCUGAGUCUCUAUCUUCGACUUCAUCCACUUUACACCCCUGUGCUUGGACCACUGUGUGCUAACCCCCACUCAUCCAAAGCGCCACAUGAUGGCAUAUCACUCUUUACGCAGACGACACUCAAGUUUCCACAUCCAGUAUAAUGCUUGUGUUUACAUUCAGAGCUGUAAACUAGGGCUUGGUUUUGUUUUAUGCUUCCUUUUCACCUCAGAAUAUUCAGUCUCCCUCAUUUUUCUCUCCCAGUGUGGAGUCUCUUUGGGCACCAAUUUCAAUAACAAAUCUUGCUUGUUUAACCGCUCGACCACUAACUGUUGUGACUGGCAUCAGUGAAUGGAUAAGACGAUGGACUCUCUGCUGGAUUUCUGGAUCUUUGGAUCUGGAACUGGAACAGUUCACAUUGUUGUUGUGGGAGUAAAGACAAGAACUUGUCAGCUGGCAUUACACUGCAUUGUGAGAAAACUGUCUAACUCUUUUUUUUUUUUUUUUCCAUCUGCAUGAUGAAAAGUGAGGCCUCAUUAUCAGACUGUCCCAGCCUGCUGAAAGGAAAAGAAACCCAUUUCAGUGACCAUCACAUACUUCUGCAUGUUAAUGACUCUACAGUGUCUCUUCAGCGGUCUGCAGGGCUUUUUAUUUCUCCGAAAUUAUAUUUAAAAUUGUACAUAGAUGUCUCUGACGACGUAUCUUACAUGUUCUGUCCUCGUGUCUGUGCCAGUUGAGGUUUAAUUUUGUUGCUGGGUGAUAAAGAUUGAAGUCCUUCCUGUGCUGCCUUCACUGUCCUCGAGUCUGACGAGGAGAGGAAGUCAUCUGUCCAAGGGCGAUCGCACAGAAAACGACAGCUGUGAGGAGUAAUUUUACGCCUUUUCUCCUCUUCUGUUAUGUGUCGUUUCUCUUAUUCCUGUUAUCUAACGCUCUCUCUGUCCUUUAACGUCAAACCUUAUCCGUUGGUUUGAUGUGAAGUUGUUGUGACAGAAAUGGGGGGAUUUGUAAGAGUGUGUUUUCAGUGAACAGACAAUGAACUACUCUUAAUGCUUUACUUUAUAGAGGCCCCCUUCCAAAGUCAUAUUUAUUUGAUGCAGAGCUUUCUAAAGACAUGAAACAUCUAAUUUUACAAGAUUAAAAAUCUUUCAGAAGAAAAGGAAUGUACUCGUAUUAAGUGACCCAGAGUUAGGGACAUUGUUUAUUCCACUUUAUUGGUCACAUAAUCCUCUUCAAAAAGUUAAGAUAAGUCUCAGAGCUCCCCAAAACAUGUCUGUGAAGUUUCCUGUUAUUAAUUCACUCUG